UUAUAAGAUGGAGGGAGAGAUAUUACAGGAAGUACAAGCAAAGAAAAAGAGAGAGAUGGAGAGAGCAAAAGAAAGAGAGAAUAAGACAAGAGAACUGUGGGAGGCGCUGAAGAUGUCUGAAGGCCUGGAAAAGAUGACGAUUGGAAAGGAGACAACCAAAGCAAAGAAUCGGACAAGUAUUCCCCUGAAAGAGCUCCGCAUCGUACUGCUGGGUCACAGGGGAGCUGGAAAGACGGCAGCUGGGAACACCAUCUUGGGCAGUGAGGCCUUCCCCAUCAAGAUGAGUGUCCAGAGCAUCAAGAAAGAAGGCUGCAUAGCACAAAGACAUGUAACUGUGAUCAGAGCAUCAGACUGGGAAAAGGAACAACUUCUCAUGGACACUCCUGAACUGACUAAACAAGAGCUUAUGCUCAGUUUGUCUAUGUGUCCUCCGGGGCCUCAUGCUAUAGUUGUGGUCGUAAGUGUGCUUUUGAAAUUCACUGAGGCAAGCCGAAGAGCAGUUCAAGAACACCUGGAACUUCUCAGUGAGAAGGCCUGGAAACACUGUAUGGUGCUGUUCACAUGUGAGGAGUGGCUGGGAGAUCUAACAAUUGAACAGUACAUUGAGAGUGAAGGCAAGCCUCUCCAGUGGUUGAUUGAGCAGUGUGGGAACAGGUACCAUGUGCUCAACUAUAAGAACAGGAAAGGGAGCAGUCAAGUUCCAGAACUGCUACAGAAGAUUGAGUAUAUGGUGACAGGAUAUGGAGGCAUCCAUUAUCAACUAGGCAGCGAUACAAUCUCUAAGUUAGAAAACUUGAGGAAGAUGGAGACAGAAAGAGCAGGUGAGAGAAGGACGGCAGUAGAUAAGCACAGGCAAGAAUUGAAGGCUAAAUUAAAGCAACGUAAUUGACAAAAUUAGCAUGGAAUUGGUAACAUGACACUGACACGUGCAACCAUGCCCCUAACUGUUAAUGGGAUAUUUGAGCACAA
Sardina pilchardus (European sardine) is the source of this 969-nucleotide messenger RNA. Its product is annotated as GTPase IMAP family member 8-like. The coding region runs from base 8 to 889 and encodes 293 amino acids. The transcript has 2 exons. Gene Ontology annotation, molecular function: GTP binding. NCBI's taxonomy places the organism in Eukaryota, Metazoa, Chordata, Actinopteri, Clupeiformes, Clupeidae. The record is from RefSeq and is a predicted model, not a curated record.